This is a messenger RNA of Haemonchus placei, 306 nucleotides long. The record is from the annotation of a GenBank genome assembly. Lineage: Eukaryota; Metazoa; Nematoda; Chromadorea; Rhabditida; Trichostrongylidae.
AUGCGUUUACACCUCAAUUCGCUAUUAAUAACGUUGUACUUAUCGGGAGCAAAUGCAUGGAAAUGUGGAAUUGGACCUGUCAGUGGUGCGGUAUCGUACAUAAUCGCAUUUCCAUCAGAUUCGGCAGGAGUCGAUAAAUGCUGUGUUGACCAUGACACUCUCAUCGAUAGUCUUCAUGUACCUAGAGAUGAAGCCGACCGUAUAUUCUGCCAGUGCCUGUCUGAUCAUAGCAGAUGGUACGUUCGUAACAUAGUAAAACCAUUAUUCUGCACUUCUGUAACGCUGUACACAAAAUGGUUCACGUGA